Plectropomus leopardus (leopard coralgrouper) is the source of this 3001-nucleotide messenger RNA. It is a transcript of the gene prpf3, whose product is annotated as PRP3 pre-mRNA processing factor 3 homolog (yeast). The record is from RefSeq and is a predicted model, not a curated record. Gene Ontology annotation, cellular component: U4/U6 x U5 tri-snRNP complex. Gene Ontology annotation, biological process: mRNA splicing, via spliceosome. NCBI's taxonomy places the organism in Eukaryota, Metazoa, Chordata, Actinopteri, Perciformes, Serranidae.
CGUCGUGUAAACGGCGCGACCAAACAAGAAACUUUCACAGACAACUUAUCGGUUUCGAGCGUUUUACGCUGCUCAAACUUCAUCUUUUCUGUUUGACCCAAACAGAUUCAGAGGUGCGGUAACGGAUACAGGCAGAAGCUGAAGGAGGAUGUCUCUUCCUAAACGGGAGGUGGAGGAGUUGAGGCCAUGGGUGGAGCGCACUGUGAAGAAGGUGCUGGGUUUCUCAGAGCCCACAGUGGUCACUGCUGCUUUACACUGUGUCGGAAAAGGACUGGACAAAAGGAAGACCAUAGACCAGCUGCGUCCGUUCCUUGAUGACUCUGCUGGAGGUUUUGUGGAGCGUCUUUUUGAAGCUUUGGAGGAAAGCCGCAAUGCUCGUGGUAACAAAGGAGCUGGAGAAAAGAACCGGAAGAGAGAGCUCAAGGAUGUUUUUGGUGAUGAGACUGAAAUGGGUGUAGUGCGCGAAGCUCCGGAUGCAGGAGAUGGGACUGUUGCAAAGAGGAAACGGGUCCCUCGCUUUGAAGAGGUGGAGGAGCCUGAGGUCAUACCUGGACCUCCAUCUGAGAGCCCUGGGAUGCUCACCAAAAUGCAGAUAAAACAGAUGAUGGAAGCAGCCACAAAACAGAUAGAAGAGAGGAAGAAACAGCUGAGCUUUGCCUCUUCAGUCCCCUCUGCACAAUCACAGCUGGAAUCCCCUCCAGUCUCACGGCUCCUCGGCACAUCUGCUGCUGCAGCUGCAGGCGGCGGCUCAUCCAUCGCCCCCUCCCAGGCUGCCAGCUUCAUGAAUGAUGCUAUCGAGAAGGCCCGCAAGGCUGCUGAGCUCCAGGCCCGCAUCCAAUCCCAGUUAGCCAUGAAGCCGGGUAUCCUCGGAGCCCUGGGAAACACCGGGCCUCACAACAUAGUGGCACUCGCUAAUCUGCACGCUAUGGGAAUUGCCCCACCGAAAGUAGAAGUCAAGGAGAUAAACAAGCCAACACCUCUGAUUCUGGAUGACAAGGGAAGAACUGUGGAUGCUAGUGGAAAAGAGGUUGAACUCACGCACCGCAUGCCAACACUGAAAGCAAACAUUCGAGCGGUAAAGAGGGAGCAGUUCCGUCAACAGCUGAAGGAGAAGCCUGGGGACGACUUGGAGUCUACGUCUUACUUCGACCAGCGUGUGUUCAUCACACCGGCUCAGCGCCCUCGCAGGGGCUUCAAAUUCCACGACAAGGGACGCUUCGAGAAGAUUGCUCAGAGAAUUAGAACUAAGGCCCAGCUGGAAAGGUUGCAGAAUGAGAUCGCCCAGGCAGCAAAGAAGACAGGAAUCCAGGCAUCCACCAAGCUCGCACUUAUCGCCCCAAAAAAAGAGAUCGGAGAAGGGGAAGUGCCCCACAUCGAGUGGUGGGACUCCUACAUCCUGCCCAACAACAUAAACAUAACACCUGAAACAAAUUUUGAUGGGAUGGAGCUCUUUGGUGUGACCACUCUGGUAGAACAUCCUGCCCAAAUUAACCCUCCUGUCGACACAGAUAAGCCGGUAACGCUGGGUGUAUAUCUGACAAAGAAAGAACAGAAGAAACUGAGACGACAGACACGACGAGAGGGACAGAAAGAACUUCAAGAGAAGGUUCGCCUGGGACUGAUGCCUCCACCAGAGCCCAAAGUGCGCAUCUCCAACCUGAUGAGAGUUCUGGGGACGGAGGCGGUUCAGGACCCCACGAAGGUGGAAGCACACGUCAGAGCACAGAUGGCAAAGAGACAGAAAGCUCACGAGGAGGCCAAUGCCGCCCGCAAGCUCACAGCAGAGCAGAGGAAAGAGAAGAAGGUCAAGAAGUUAAAAGAAGACCUCACUGAUGGGGUUCACAUUGCAGUGUACAGGAUCCGUAACCUGCAAAAUCCCGCUAAGAAGUUUAAAGUGGAGGCCAACGCCAAUCAGCUGUACCUGACAGGCACAGUCGUUCUGCACAAAGACGUCAACCUUGUUGUGGUUGAGGGAGGCCCCAAAUCGCAGAAAAAGUUCAAGAGGCUGAUGAUGAACAGAAUCAAAUGGGAGGAACACAACAGUAAAAGAGAUGAUCCAGAUGGUGAUGACGACACAAAAAGGAAUAACAAGUGCUGGUUGAUUUGGAACGGCACAGCCAAAGAGCGUAGUUUUGGGGAUAUGAAGUUCAAGCAGUGCCCCACGGAGAACAUGGCCAGAGAACACUUUAAGAAACACGGCACAGAACACUACUGGGAUUUAGCUCUCAGCCAGAGUGUGUUGGACACCACAGACGACUGAAACCUCAACAACGACAAGCCAAUCAGACCCGCAGCCUCCCGGCAGUCGUCCCGCACUGCUGACCGGCUGUCCUGCUGCCGAGGACAGACUCAAAUUAAGAGACUUGAACAUAGAAAAGGAGGAACAAUACACCUGUGUGGAUGUUUUUGCAAGAAUAUGUGACGGAUGAUUGUGUGUGUGUGUGUGUGUGUGUGUGUGUGUGUGUGUGUCUGCAUCAGUGUUCAUCUUUUGUUGGUAGGCGGUUCUGUCAGAUAUUGUGUUGUCUGUCAUUGAAUACAGUCUGACAGAUUGCACUGUGUAACGUAAAGCCAAGGCUUUUUGUGAUGAUAAGAAAUGACAGAUUAUGACGCAACUGUAGUGAUGACCCCGCCCCCCAUGUACACCGAUGAUAAUCCCUGUUUGGAGCAAAGCAGUUAAUAAAAACCACUCCACCACUGAAUGACCGCACAGCUAUUGUGCUAACACAUUAAACUUUGGAGAUUCCUGAUAAUGUUACAGCGUUGUUAUGAGACGUAUUGUAGUCAUUAAAGGUGCAUUUCACAUAAUUAAAAGUAUCCAAAUCCAUGUUUUUUUCAUGUUUUCAUGAAAUCUUUGACUGGCUUGAAACUUUAUUUCUCUAUAACCUCACAGUCACAUAAAUUAACAAAAUCCAGCUGACUUCGUGUAUGCUUUUUCCGUCAGUUGUACUCGACUGUUGAUAUUCAACUUGCUUUAAUAAAGGGUAACUUCAUCAUUUUUUAA